Acanthochromis polyacanthus (spiny chromis) is the source of this 7668-nucleotide messenger RNA. RefSeq names its product potassium sodium-activated channel subfamily T member 1b (gene kcnt1b). Lineage: Eukaryota; Metazoa; Chordata; Actinopteri; Pomacentridae. The record is from RefSeq and is a predicted model, not a curated record. Gene Ontology annotation, cellular component: membrane. The transcript has 37 exons. Gene Ontology annotation, molecular function: intracellular sodium-activated potassium channel activity. Gene Ontology annotation, biological process: potassium ion transport. The coding region runs from base 794 to 4606 and encodes 1270 amino acids.
AAGUCAGUGCCCUCCUCCUUUCUCCUGGUCCUGGGAGGAGAGGAUGUUGAUGCUGACAGGGAUGAAGCAUGUGGGACCAGAGGGGAGCCUGCAUGAUGCCCUUGGUUCAGAUUAUCAAGAGCGGAGAAGAAUGGGGUACUUACAGCGGGUAGUUACGUAACAGCAGCUGGGAAACGGCUUCACGGGAUUACGUGCUAAUUAAAAAAGAAGAAGGCAAGUGGCAAGUUUGAAAACACAGCGUGAUACUGAUGAAAAUAACGUCCGAGUCCUCCCUCCGCCGAGCGAUGUAGUUCGUUGCAAACAAAGUUGUUGCUAAGCGACAGCGAAGGUUUUUACGGGGUUCCGGGUUCGCGCAUUGAUAUUUAAAUAUUUAAGGUGUGCGAUAAAUUAACAAAGGCUUCGAACGCGCGGCAGCCAAUCAGCGUUAAGCACCGGCACUAAUUUUCCUCAAACCUUUAAAAAGAUCGAGCUUUCAGUUAGCUAAGUUGUUGUAGCAGGAAGCUAGCUCGUCAGAAUUCAUGUUUUUUUAACCGGACAGCGGAUUUAUUCGAAGGGACUGAAGCGUUAAGGUAACUCCGAGGCCACCUGACUUCCCUCCCCCAUUUCUCUAACUGCCACUUUCCGAUAAUGACGGCGCUUUGGCGGAGACUCGUUGUUGGGAAACAUCCUCUGUGGCACAGGCAAAGCUGUGAGGGCAGUUUGUGGACUUUAUCCAAACCAAAAGCCUCGUUUACUAUGAUGGGACCUCGGUGAGAAACGGGAACACAAGCCAGCCCCCCCACAAGAGGCAGUCAUGAGUCCUCCACGCAGAUCAUCGAGUUCCCAUGGUGACAGGCCCUCCACCGACACCCUGCAGAAGAACAACAGCAGUAACUCGGGCGUUAUUCUGGACAUCUCUGCUCUCAAGAUGGCUGAAGUGGAUACAGAGGUGCCUCCUCUUCCACCCCGCUACCGCUUCAGGGACUUGCUGCUAGGGGACCAGACAUUUCAGAAUGAUGACAGGUAUCAGGAGGAGUACAGUAUGGACUCAACCAAUGCCCAGGUGCAGGUAGAGUUCUAUGUGAAUGAAAACACCUUCAAGGAGAGGCUGAAGCUUUUCUUCAUCAAAAACCAAAGGUCAAGCCUGAGAAUCCGCUUGUUCAACUUCUCACUGAAGAUUCUCACCUGUGUCCUCUACAUAGUGCGAGUCAGCCUGGAUAACCCCAAUUGUGCCGUAUGUUGGAACAGCAGUUCGAUAAAUACAGAAGUGGCAGAAACCAACUGUGCAUGUCGGAACAGCAGUUUAAAUAGUACAGAGACAGCAGGAAUCGACUGGGACUUGAUUUUUUGGGUGACCAGACGGACUCCUGUAUGGGCGAUACAGGUGACAGUGGCCUUAAUCAGUUUCUUGGAGACUAUGCUUAUCACAUAUCUCAGCUACAAGGGGAACAUUUGGGAGCAGAUCUUCCAGAUAUCCUUCAUAUUGGAGAUGAUCAAUACAGUGCCAUUUAUAAUCACAAUCUUCUGGCAUCCGUUAAGAAACAUAUUCGUCCCUGUGUUUCUUAACUGCUGGCUAGCCAAAGGUGCCCUGGAGAACAUGAUUAAUGAUUUCCAUCGUGCCAUCCAGAGGACCCACUCUGCUAUGUUCAACCAGGUGUUCAUCCUCAUCUGCACCUUACUCUGUCUGGUUUUCACUGGAGCUUGUGGGAUUCAGCAUCUAGAGAGAGCCGGGAAGCACCUGACCUUGUUUGACUCCUUCUAUUUCUGCAUCGUCACCUUCUCCACUGUGGGCUACGGAGAUGUCACGCCUCGGAUCUGGCCCUCCCAGCUGCUGGUGGUCAUCCUCAUCUGCGUCGCCCUCGUGGUCCUCCCGCUGCAGUUUGAAGAACUGGCGUACCUGUGGAUGGAGAGCCAGAAGCUGGGGGGGAACUACAGCCGCCACCGGGCCCAGACAGAGAAACAUGUGGUGUUGUGCGUCAGCUCGCUCAAGAUAGACCUGCUGAUGGAUUUCCUCAAUGAGUUCUACGCUCAUCCCAGACUGCAGGACUACUACGUCGUGAUCCUGUGUCCAACAGAAAUAGAUAUUCAGGUCCGUCGUAUCCUCCAGAUCCCUCUGUGGUCCCAGAGAGUCAUCUACCUGCAAGGAUCUGCCCUCAAAGACCAGGACCUGAUGAGGGCCAAGAUGGACGACGCCGAGGCCUGUUUCAUCCUGAGCAGCAGGAAUGAAGUCGACCGGACCGCCGCUGAUCACCAGACUAUUCUGAGGGCUUGGGCUGCAAAGGACUUUGCUCCAAACUGUCCCCUCUACGUCCAGAUUCUCAAACCAGAAAAUAAAUUUCAUGUUAAGUUUGCCGAUCAUGUUGUGUGUGAAGAGGAGUUCAAGUAUGCCAUGUUGGCACUCAACUGUGUGUGUCCGGCCACGUCCACAUUAGUCACUCUCUUGGUUCACACCUCCAGAGGACAGGAGGGGCAGCUGUCGCCGGAGCAGUGGCAGAGGAUGUAUGGACGCUGCUCUGGAAACGAGGUCUACCACAUCCGCCUGUGUGACAGCAAGUUCUUUGGAGAGUAUGACGGAAAGAGCUUCACCUAUGCCUCCUUCCACGCCCACAAGAAGUAUGGCGUCUGUUUGAUCGGCGUGAAGAGAGAAGACAACAAGAGCAUCCUCCUGAACCCCGGACCUCGCCACAUCAUGGCCGCCACCGACACCUGCUACUACAUCAACAUCACCAAGGAGGAGAACUCGGCCUUCAUCUUCAAGCAGGAGGAGAAGCACAGCAAGGGCCUUCCGGUCGCCGGCCUCUACGACGCCCCCUCCAGGCUGCCCGUGCACAGCAUCAUCGCCAGCAUGGGAACCGUAGCCAUAGACCUCCAGCACCCCGAUCCUCCCGAGGAAAGCAGCAAACUGACCCUACCGACGGAGAACGGCGCCGGAAGCCGGAGGCCGAGCAUCGCACCCGUCCUGGAAAUCGCCGACUCCUCCGCCAUCCUGCCCUGCGACCUCCUCAGCGACCAGUCGGAGGACGAGACCAACCAGUCGGACGAGGAAGGCUCCGUCGGGUCAGAUUUCGUGAAGGGCUACCCUCCCAACUCGCCCUACAUCGGCAGCUCUCCAACUCUGUGUCACCUCCUGCCACAGAAAGCUCCGUUCUGCUGCCUCCGCCUCGACAAGGGCUGCACACAUAACAGCUUCGAGGAUGCGAAGGCGUACGGCUUCAAGAAUAAGCUGAUUAUAGUGUCGGCGGAGACGGCGGGAAAUGGUCUGUACAACUUCAUCGUCCCUCUGCGAGCUUAUUAUCGACCCAGAAAGGAACUCAACCCCAUAGUGCUGCUACUGGACUACCCCCCCGACAACCACUUCUUAGAGGCCAUUUGCUGCUUUCCAAUGGUUUACUUCAUGGCUGGCACCAUCGAUAACUUGGACAACCUGCUCCAGUGUGGUAUCAUCUACGCCGACAACUUGGUGGUUGUGGACAAGGAGAGCACCAUGAGCGCCGAGGAAGACUACAUGGCCGACGCUAAGACCAUCGUCAACGUCCAGACAAUGUUCAGGUUGUUCCCGAGCCUCAGCAUCAUCACUGAGCUCACACAUCCAUCCAACAUGAGGUUCAUGCAGUUCAGGGCCAAGGACUGCUACUCACUCGCUCUCUCCAAACUGGAGAAGAUAGAGCGUGAUAAGGGCUCCAACCUGGCCUUCAUGUUCCGUCUGCCGUUCGCUGCAGGCAGGGUGUUCAGUAUCAGCAUGCUGGAUACGCUCCUCUACCAGUCGUUCGUUAAGGACUACAUGAUCGCUAUUGCGAGGCUUCUCCUGGGUCUGGACACGACGCCUGGAUCCGGCUACCUGUGUGCCAUGAAGAUCACAGAGGAGGAUCUGUGGAUCAGAACUUAUGGCAGACUCUUCCAGAAACUCUGUUCCUCCAGUGCUGAGAUCCCCAUCGGGAUUUAUCGCACCGAGUCACACAUGUUCUCAACCUCAGAGGGAAAGGACAGUUACGCACAGUCUCAGGUGUCCAUCAACGUGGAGCAGGGCGAGGAGCAUCACCGCGACCGAGGAGAGUCCUGGAAGGAGAAGACGGCCCACAGGAACUCCACCACAAGCGACCAGUCGGAACACCCGCUGCUGAGGAAGAAGAGCAUGCAGUGGGCGCGGAGGCUGAGCAGGAAGAGCAAGCCGUCGAGCAGGGCCGAGAGAAUCUCACAGCAGAGACUCAGUUUGUACCGUCGCUCCGAGCGGCAGGAGCUGUCCGAGCUGGUCAAGAACCGCAUGAAGCACCUGGGCCUGCCCACCGUGGGAUACGAGGAUGUUUCUAAUCUCACUGCGAGCGAUGUCAUGAAUCGAGUAAAUCUAGGAUAUUUGCAAGAGUUGCAGGACAUUUCAGAGCACCCGUAUACAGAGGGGACCAGGCCGUCAGGGCCACAAGCAGACGAGAUGAACGACCACCAGAACACGCUGUCCUACGUCCUCAUCAACCCUCCUCCUGACACCAUGCUGGAGCUCAACGACAUCGUGUACAUUAUCCGGUCCGACCCGCUGGCUCAUGUGCCGGAGGACUCCCAGGUGGGUCAGGCUCGCAGCGGCAGACACCAACAGGACUUUGGCACAGAGACGAGAGACGAGACUCACCUCUGAAACCCCCACCGAGUCCUCGACACCCUGGCCCUUAACCUCUGAGCCCCGCCGGGCCGACAGUUCUGGUUCCGCAGAAGAGGGACUUGAGAACAGCUGUCCAUAGUGAAUGUGCAUUACGUAUCUUUCUGAAAAGACGGCGCCCAGAGACCUACUGUUUCCCACCGAGCUGCUACAGGAGGAUGCAUGAUGAGUGCCUCGACCCCAACUACCGCAACACACCUCGCAAAAACCGACCCCAACCCAAGAACCAGGCCCUCAAUCCUCCCAACCGAAGGACCGAGAGACGAUGCGACGUCGUGAGGGGUCUCCGAACAGUUGAAGGAGGGUUUCUGUGCACAUACAGGAAAUGAAAUCAUCGCUUCACUGCCCACGUUUCACCCCAGGGUGAAGCUGCCCUUGUGCCAUGACCCAGGCCCAAAUUCUCUGCGCCGGUUUCUACAUAAAAAACUUUAACUCGGGGCAGCUCCACCCUCCUCCACCUCCCAACAAUCGUGUUUUCUAAAGACGAGGAUAAAUGCGUUGAAUUUCUACCUUAUCAAGCAUUUACCGUGAAGUUACAAAAACGUGCACUUUUCUUAAUUUAUUACCUUAAUUUAUUCUUUCAGACUUUUAUCUGACGGGAUUUUUCCUUUUUUCUUUACGAGCACAAACUUUUUUACGGCAAACAGCCAUCGUAUGUGAAUAUACGCGCCGUAGUGGCACCUUGAUCAGCCAUGUUAGCAUUUCUUUCUCUGUUUUGGAACUUUGGUUGUGAUUAUUAUUGGAAAAAGUGAAUAUUGUUAAUUUAUACCACUACUAUAAGUGUCCCAAAUCAUGUCUACUCUACUGUACGUGCCAUUUUGUUUACUCUAUUACUUUGUAAAUACGGUUAAAUUAUUUGCACAUUACGUGCCACGCUGCAUAUAUUCUACUCUAUAUUUUGUGAAAUCAGUGUUCAUUAGUUUAGGACCUGACCGAAACGUCUUCAGAUGAAGCAAAGAAAUACCAAAAGAAAACCGUUAAAUGUAGGAUACAUCGGUAAAAAUGAUGAAUUAAGCUAUCAUUCAGAAGUUACUUUUGCUACAACACACUACUUCAUUUUAAUUCAUUUAUUUACAGUUUUAUAAGCUGCUUUUUUAUUUUAUAUUUGAAUGUUCUUUUUCUUAUAUUCUUGUUUUUAUUUAUAGCUGCAGUAUCAGUUCAUUUUUCAAGUGUAAAGUAAGCACAUUUUCAGUAAUAGUUAUGAAGUAUGCUUUCUUGAGAAUUAGAUGACGCCACUCUCUCAUGAACUAGCUGACGAUUAGCUUAGCUUAGCAUAAAGGUGGAGCAAAUGGAAGCGGGUGAAAGUGGCUAGUAGGGCUACAAGCUAGCAAUUAUUGUCACUGUUGAUUCAUUUAUUUUCUUGAAUAAUCUUUUGGUUUGCUGUAAGAAAGUGUCAGAAAAUGGUGAAAAAUGUCAAUUAGUGUUUCACAACACCAAGAUGGCGUCUUCAAUAGUCUUGUCCAAUCCUUAAAUUUAUUCAUGUUAUUGUCACAGAGGAAGAAAGAAACCACAUUUGUUCACAUUUAAGAAGUUGGAAUUAGUAAAUUUAGACUUUUUCCUUUCAAAAGAAUCACAAAAACUGAUUAAUUGGUUAUGAAAAUAGCUGCCGAUUCAUUUAACAGUUGACAAAUAAUCGAUCAAUUGCAGCUCCACAAGCAAGCGGCUUCGCUAAAGCUUGCUGCUUAUUUUUUAACAUGCAAGUUGUUUAAUCAGUGCAAAAAUAUCAAAGUUGUGCACUUUUCUCAAGACAAAUCAAGCAGACCAUGCUAGCUGUUUCCCCUUGCUUCUAGUGUUUAUGCUAAGAUAAGCUAACUGUAUAAAUGCUUCAUAUUUGCUGUUAGACAAGAGAGUGGUGUUAAAGUUCUUGUCUAACUCUCAACAAGAAAGCAAAUACUUUAAUUUUUCUUUUAAGAAACAAUAAAUUAAAUAUCAGUAGACUUAUUAAAUUCUACUAUCAGUAUCAAGCUAAAAAGUCCAGGAUCGGUCAGGUUUUCUAGUGUUUCUUCUUUUAACUUGAAUCCAUUUGAAGCUAAGCAUUUGUCCAUUGUGAUUUUCCAGUUCCAUAAACUUUGAGUUGCAGUACGACUGGUAGCAGAAUAGUUUUGCACAGAUAUCGACAGGCGCAGUCGAGCCUGCAUCUAUCCUUUAAUGUAACUUCCAACUUUAUUUUUUGGAACGAGCUGAAAAUGAAGUGCUCUCCUCUCUGAAGUGUACAGACGGCGUCAGUAUUCAAUCCUGAGUUUUGCUUCACUGUAAAUAGAAACUUUAUAUAUUCUUUGGUCGUUUUCUUUUCGGUCUCUUUUGUCCGAUGAAAAGGGAAAGAGGACUUGAACUAUUUUUGCACUAAGCUCUGUGGGGAUGUCGAGAGCAGAACAGCAAGACCCUUUAAUCUGAAUCUGUGGCAAAAACAAGUAUUCAACCAUUCCUACGAAGUGAUGACGGUCAAACAUGCAGUAAUUUAUCAUGCAUUUGUGGUUCUGGUUAAUUUCUCAUACAUCAAAGAAAUGAAGUAAACUAAGAUGGAUUGUUUAUUUUCUAUUUGCCAAAACUGUUAUUAUUUUUCAUGGUUUACAGUGUAGGUUAAGUCCCACUGCGGUGAUUUUUUUUUGCUCAGUGGCCCCUCAGAAGUGUCAGUUUACAGGGCAGGAUGGUUUAGCAGUGAAAAAUGUGAGGAUACAAUCAGUGUGCAGAUGUACUCAUCGUCCUCGCUCCAGAACUAGUUCACGUCACACCUCCUGAUCUACUUACAAUAAUACCACAAGGGGCAUGUUAACACUUAAAAAAUAGAAGCAUGUUUUGAUAUACAAGCUUGCCAAGAACAAGACAUUUUGUACAUUUAGCAGGACGCGAUGUCCCACGGCUAGAAAAACCCCAUAAUCCAGUCGACUGCUUGCAAGUUGGAGCCAUUAUUUGAUACUGUGUAUUUAUAUGAAUGGAACGUGCAUGUCGUCUUGGUGUUUAUCAAGAGCCUACGUACUAUGUUUACCUCCACUUUAUGUUUUUAAAUCAUUGUCAAAAUAAUAAAAACAACAAAGGGUGGA